Messenger RNA from Aspergillus heteromorphus CBS 117.55, 1548 nucleotides. Its product is annotated as aldehyde dehydrogenase. Gene Ontology annotation, molecular function: aldehyde dehydrogenase (NAD+) activity. The record is from RefSeq and is a predicted model, not a curated record. NCBI's taxonomy places the organism in Eukaryota, Fungi, Ascomycota, Eurotiomycetes, Eurotiales, Aspergillaceae. The coding region runs from base 18 to 1514 and encodes 498 amino acids. The transcript has a single exon.
CCCUCUACACUCUCAAAAUGACCACUAACCUUCCUCACAUCUCCAACUGGGUCAAUGGUACCCAUAUCUCAGCCACCGCAAAGCGCAUCCCCGUCCUCAACCCGGCCACGGAACUCCCCAUCGCCACCAUCGACGCAACCCCCAAAAAAACAGUCGACCGCAUCAUCCAAGACUCUCUACGCACCUUCCAGGAUGGCACCUGGUCGCGCGCCGACCCAUCAGACCGCUUCACCGUCCUCUCCACCGCAGCCCGGCUCCUCCGCGCCCGUAUCCCCGAGUUCGUGGAAUCCGAGACCCGCCAGACAGGCCGUCCCAUCCGCGAGAUGCGCGCCCAGCUGGGCCGGGUGCCCGAAUGGCUGGAAUACUUUGCAUCGCUGGUGCGCGUCCACGAAGGCCGCGUGACGCCGUUCAAGGGCCCCGUCGUGAACACCCUGACCCGGCUCCCCCUGGGCGUGGUCGCGCUGAUCACGCCGUACAACCAUCCCGUGCUGAUCGCGAUGAAGAAGAUCGGGGCGGCCCUGGCAGCGGGGAAUUCGGUUCUCGUGAAGGCGUCGGAGCUGGCACCAUUAUCUGUGCUGAAGCUCGGGGCUCUCUUCCAGGAGGCGGGGCUGCCCGAUGGGGUUCUACAGAUCAUUAACGGAUAUGGGUACGAGACCGGGAAGUAUCUGUGCGAGAGUCCAUUGUUGGCCAAGAUCGAUUUGACCGGGGGGUUGGCGACAUACAGGGCUAUUGUGCCGUCUGCGUCGGCAAACUUGAUCCCCAUCACGGCCGAGCUGGGGGGGAAGGCCCCCGUGUGCGUGUUUCCGAGUAUGGAGGUGGACCAUGCCGUCAAGGCGGCGCUGUUUGCAAGUUUCAUUGCCAGUGGGCAGACCUGUGUGACCGGGAGCAGGCUGCUCGUCCAUGCGGACAUUUACGACGAGUUCACGGCUUUAUUGGAGAACAGAGUCAAGACUCUGCGGCUAGGUGAUCCGUUUGAUGAUCGGACGCAGAUCGGACCUGUGAUAUCCAAGGUUGCCGUGGAGAGAUGCGCUGCGUUUGUAGAGCGGGCCAUGCAGGAGGGAGGGAAGGUUCUCUGUGGCGGACACCCAACCACGAAUCAGGAUGGGAAGGGCUUCUACUUCGAGCCGACCAUCAUCGAGACGCGUCCGCAGACAGAUCUGGAAUGCAACGAGGUGUUUGGACCGGUCAUUGCCUUGAUCAAGUGCCAGUCGGAGGAGGAGAUCGUCCGGAUCGCGAACGGGUCGUCUCUGGCACUGGGUGCGUCGGUCUGGACGAACGACUUCAAGCAGGCGCACCGCGUGGCGGACCAGAUCGAGGCGGGCAUUGUUUGGAUCAACGGCCAUCAUCUCAAUGACCCCUCGUCGCCGUGGGGAGGCUUCAAGCAGAGUGGCAUCGGGAAGGAGAACGGGCUGGAGGCGUAUGAGAGCUACACGAAGCUGAAGAGCACGGUGAUCAACUAUGGUGUCCCGCCGGUGUGGUUUGACGAUGAGCCUGCAGGGGCUCGGUAUGGUUAGAUUGUCACAUCUGUAAGUAUCAACAAUAGUACCG